Messenger RNA from Frieseomelitta varia, 2511 nucleotides. RefSeq names its product protein arginine N-methyltransferase 9-like. The coding region runs from base 253 to 2511 and encodes 752 amino acids. The transcript is spliced from 7 exons. Gene Ontology annotation, biological process: peptidyl-arginine methylation. Lineage: Eukaryota; Metazoa; Arthropoda; Insecta; Hymenoptera; Apidae. The record is from RefSeq and is a predicted model, not a curated record. Gene Ontology annotation, molecular function: protein-arginine omega-N monomethyltransferase activity; protein binding.
AAAUUCUUUAUCCGUGACUUAUUGGUGAAUGCCGCUCUGAUUCUAAGAUAAAUUGUACUAACUUGUUUUUACACCAUGAAGCAUGUAUAUGAAAAACUUUAAAUUAAGUUAGAAAAAAAUCCGUAUUAACUUUGUAUCGCAUUAUGAUAGAGACAGAUACGUUUAUAAAAAUAAAUAAAUACGUUUACUUAAUUUUAAAUAAUAAACAAGUGUACACUUCCUCAUGAUAAAUACAAGUCAACAUUGUCAAAAAUGCAGAAAGAAUUAAACGAAAUAAUUGAGAAAUCAUUACAAAAAGCCUACGAUCACGAUAGAACUGGGAACGUAGGAAAAGCAUAUGCGUAUUAUACAGUUGUUGCAGAGUUAUGUUCUCGAAAAAGACCAGAAAUCGAAGAAGCGUUUGUCGAUGUCCUCUGUCAAUGGGGAAUACAGCUAGCAGGUGAGAACAGGUUCGAAGAUGUUGCUUUGUGUUACAAACGUUCAUUAGAUAUCUAUCCGAACAAUCCUCGUAUGUUAAAUAAUUUUGCAGCACAUCUCUUAAGGAAUAAUGAUCCACUAGAAGCAAUAAAAUACUUAAAGAGAGCCCUGCGAGCAAAUCCUAAUUUUUUACCAGCAGAAAGGAAUUUGCAGAAUGCGUACAGUAUGGCUGUAGAUAGAUGGCAUUUUCCAAUGUUGAACGACAAGCACAGAAACAUGGCAUUCCAACAUGUAAUUUAUAAAAGGAUAUCUCAAGGAUACAAUACUGUGUUGGAUGUAGGAACUGGUACAGGAUUGUUAAGCCUAUAUGCACAACAUGCAGGUGCUAAGAAAAUUUAUGCAUGCGAAUGUUCACCAGUGAUGCUAAAAAUUGCAAAAAAGGUAUUUGAAACCAAUGAUGCUAAGGAUAUAAUAUUAUUACCCAAACUCUCUUCAGAUCUUGUAAUUCCUACAGAUAUUGCAGAAAGAGUGAAAUUGGUAGUUACAGAAACUUUUGAUGCUGGUUUAUUUGGAGAACAUGUGAUACCUUCUAUGAUAAGUGUGCAUUCAAAUGUUUUGGAUAAGAAUGGUAUAGUGGUACCAAUGGGAGCUACACUUUAUAUAGCUGCUAUUGAGUGUGAAUAUAUAAGAAAUAAAUCAGCUGUAAUGUUUGAUAAAAUAAAACAUUUUUGUCCUCUAAAUUUUGAUAACAUAUCUGUAUUGUUGGACGAGGAAUACUAUGAUACAGAAAAUUUAAAAAACGUGCAAGUUAAUUAUAUAGUAGAACCCACAGCAUUUUUUACCAUUAAUUUCAAUGAUUUGUCUGAUUUACAACAAUUUAACACAGAUGGAAUAAAAAAUAUUAUAAAUAUAACAUGUAAACACAGUGGUACAAUAGAUGGUUUAAUAACUUGGUUUAAGUUACAUCUCGAUGAGGAAAUAACAAUAGAUACUUCAGAAAAGAAAUCAUGUUGGCAAGCUGCCAUUUUCCCUACAACACCAAAAUCAUUGAAGAAAGAUGAUGUAAUUUCAAUUAAGGGAGAAAUGUUGAAGGGUAAACUUAAAUGUUCGUACUCAUCUAAUAAUUCUGAAUACGAUGAUUAUAAUCAUAAGCUUUUAUAUCGUUUACCAAAAGAAGUUAUAACGUUUCUAAAUGAUGUAGAGUACAUAAAAUUACUUACUGAAGUUAGCAAAUCAUUCAUUAAUAGAGAAAUACACAGUAUUUUGGAUACUUCCCCGUUUCCUAUUUACGGAUUAAUAUUACUGAAGGAAAACAAACAUAGCAAGAUUUUAUACUACAAAAAUGAAAAUGUGAUGUUUCAACGUUUUAUCAAACAAAUAGUAGAACAAAAUGGUUUCGAAGAUAAAUUACGUAUUGUAUCAAAGUACAAUCAUAUUAAUGAUUCUUUAGAUACUAUAUUUAUUCAUGAUUUCGAUAUUAAAGGAGAAUUGAAAGAUUGCAGUGAUGAACAUAAUCACGAAUAUUUUCGAUGUUUACUUAAACCAAAUGGCAUUUUGUUGCCCGAACAGAUAUUUUUUGUAGGUCAGCUUGUGUUUUCGGAUGAUUUACCAAAUAUGGUUUAUGUAGAAGAUAAAAAUUUACAAGAUACUUCGACAUUUGCAUUUGAUGCAUCAAAUAUUGAAAAGGGAACACAUAAUACUUUUAAUAAUACAACUUCUUAUGGUAUUGCACAAUACAUUAAUGAAUUUAAGAUAAACCAAAUUUUCGAUUUGAAUUCAAGUUUGUAUUUAUAUGAACCUUUGUCCAAUGUAAAUGUAUUGAUAGAAAUGGGAGAGAAUGAAGUUGCUGAACGUGUGAUAAAUUUUGGAAAAAUAAGUGCACCUAAUAAUAAAUUAUUGCCAAAUGCUUUAGUAUGUUGGUACAAAGUCAGAUUGACAUUAAAUCAUAGUUAUGACACAAAAAGAAAUGGAUCGUUUAUGAAUCAUACGGCAAUAUUAUUAGAAGAUGAAUUAAAGAAUUCCAUUUUACAAGGUAAUGAAAUAUGUAUAAAAGUUCAGCAAACUGAAAACAUAAUACGAGUAAAAAUCAAGUGA